Molecule: messenger RNA, 1115 nt
Organism: Moneuplotes crassus
Lineage: Eukaryota; Ciliophora; Spirotrichea; Euplotida; Euplotidae
Source: the annotation of a GenBank genome assembly
GGCAAAGAUGAAGACUAAUGAGGGGCUGAACUCGGAUAUAGAGUUUUGUAUUGACAGGGAGGUCUCGACGCCAUUGAAGACGUGUAUGAAGGAGAAGAGAAGGAUUGAGGGACGGAUUAAGACUUCAAUGGGUAUUUGAGAGCAAGAAAGGAUGAAAGAGACCGAAGAGAUUACUAAUUAUAAGGUGCUUUCUAAGAGUAAAAAUAUUCCAAAGUUUGGCAACUUAAUCGGAGCAACAUCAAAAUUAAAGAUCUCUCAGUUGAGUAGAGCAAUGAAGUCAAAUUCUACGAUUAAGACCAGCUUUCAGAAGAACGAGAGGAAAUAAAGAAACCUUGAAGAUGAAAAUACCCCAAUUUCUCCCUUUUAAUACAUCUGAAGAAAAGCUGAGAAGUACCAAGGUGUUUACAAAGUCUUUAUACAGCGGAAAAUUCGGUGGCUACGGGAAAAAGAGGAAAACUUAUAAUAAAAACAUGAGCAAACUGACUGGGGCUGAUCACUUCCAUCCAAAAUAACCCUUCCUCUAAUUUUACCAGAAAAUCUCCAAUCCUAGCAUCAACUAGGUUGCUUAAAUAAGCGUUAUUCCUCUAAAACAAUCCCAAAAAGGAGCAAAAACACAUUUUUCAAAGCAAGAGUGACUUUCAAGCCUGCUGGCAGUCCCUUGGCUCUUAAAUAACACUCACUUAAACCCAACAGAUUGAGGAAUUUCCAAAUAACAGCACUUUAAAACCCCCCAAUAACACUAGGCAAAGCUACUUGAACAGUCUUCUCAGGGAGCAUGACUUGUGCGGCCUAGCGCACAAGGCUCUGCCGCAGGGCAAGCCUCUGGUGCACCUGUUCCACAACCUUAAUGUGAUCAGAGCCAAGUCAACACAUAGGCCUAAGGUCUUAGAGAAGAAGAGGAGAACACGCAACCAAAGGAACCAUACCGGCAUCUUUGAGGUAUGGGGUUGGAGCUGAGAGAAAAGAACACUAGAGUAAAAGAGAUUGAGCAAGAAUGGAGCUCAGAGAGAAACAGAAAGCGCUCAUUGAUUUCUAAGAGAGCAUUUUUUGGCUCCUGUGAUGGACUAUGAAUGGAUUUUAUCGUUGGGUUAAGUCAUUGCUCACUCUUUCUACAC